UGAAAGUGUAUUCACAGUUUAGCCCGGUGGACGAAUGCAGGAACAUCCUUACUGUGAACCGACACGCAAUUGAGAAAACUACGGAACAGAAGGCAGAAUGGGUUUUAAGGCCUUAGUUCUUCUGCCACUCCUUGCAGUCACAGCAUUCGGUGAUUACCAAAAUGAAUACCAGUCUUAUUCAUUUUCAUCACAAGUGGGCUCAGGGCAGGGGCGCUCAUACGCAAUCACCGGCAAUGGAAGGAUCACCGGAGUCCGAGUGUGGGAGGCCAACAAUAACUACAUCUAUGGCCUCCAAAUUCGCUAUGGCUACACAUGGACCAACGUUACGGGCUACACUUACGGCCAACAACAGGAGAUGAUUUUGUUUGAGGACGAGGCCAUCGUGCAGCUCUCCGGAAAGUAUGCCCACUACAUACAAAGUCUGGUUUUCACCACCAACCUGGGCCGUUCCCUGUUUGCGGGCCAACCUCAGGGCCACACAUUCAACAUGUAUCCGACCAAUGAGAAGGCUGAACUGCGGUUCCUCAGCGGCCGGGUCCACGGAGCCAUCACCGCCAUUGGGGCCCACUGGGCUGUUGUCUCUGAUUCUCACGAAACAACUCGUAAACUCUUGUAAUACAGGCAUCAUCUUUGUUGGAAAUGUUCCAAUUUAAUCUUUCUACUUCCCUGUUGAUGCUUCAUCAUUUUGUACCCUGAUUACGUCUCUUCGCAUAGCGAACGUGUGAAAUAGUUAACAUCUAAUUAACGAUCGAACCUGGUAAUCAAACAUUGUCAAAGCUGUUGUAUCACCCAGCUUCAGUUGUUAUU
Molecule: messenger RNA, 807 nt
Organism: Syngnathoides biaculeatus (alligator pipefish)
Lineage: Eukaryota; Metazoa; Chordata; Actinopteri; Syngnathiformes; Syngnathidae
Product: zymogen granule membrane protein 16-like
Exons: 5
Coding region: 98-616 (172 amino acids)
Source: RefSeq, a predicted model, not a curated record